Molecule: messenger RNA, 1167 nt
Organism: Podospora pseudocomata
Lineage: Eukaryota; Fungi; Ascomycota; Sordariomycetes; Sordariales; Podosporaceae
Exons: 3
Coding region: 1-1167 (388 amino acids)
Source: RefSeq, a predicted model, not a curated record
AUGGCUUUCAAGAGGUUUUUCUGGGUCUCCUCGCUCAUUUCGCUGGCCCUUGCUCAAGCGCAGAAUAACAAUCAAGGAGGUGCCGCAUUAGACCCAGAAGUCAUUCAACAAGGCUCUUUUGUCGAUGGCAAGAGCUCUUUGGGUGCCGAGGAUGUUCAGGCAGCCUCAGCAACCUCUCAAAACAACUUCAUCAACUUUUGCAAGGGGCAAACACUUACCAACGGUUUCCAAAUCACGACCGGUUCUUGUAACGGCAUUGAUCGAAUGAUCUCCACCGUCAUUACAAACCCAGCGAACGGUGCCACCAUUCCGUCUAAUCAAGACUUUGAGAUUGUUGUUCAAGUUACCAACCUCAAUGCCGGAGCCUUUACGAACGCUGCUGUCACCUACUAUUCCGCACCCCAGCAGUUGGAUAACGGCAAUAUAGUGGGACAUACUCAUGUAACCGUACAAGACACGGGUGCCGAUCUGAACCCUCAACAACCAAUGGACCCGCAACAGUUUGCCUUUUUCAAAGGUAUCAACGACGCCGGUAACGGCCAGGGCAGACUUAGCGCUGCGGUGACCGGUGGCCUUCCGGCCGGAAACUACCGUGUCUGCACCCUGACAGCCGCAGCCAACCACCAACCAGUCAUCAUGCCUGUCGCCCAGCGCGGAUCACAAGAUGACUGUGUCAGAUUCACCGUUACUGGUGACGGAAACACUCCGAACGAAGCCGCCAACAAUGGCGCAAAGGGUCAGGCAGCAGCAGCUCUGGUUGCUGAUGCUAUUGCCCUCGGCCCCGGCGCCCCUAAUCCGGGUGGCAAUAAUGCAGGAGGGAAUGGUCAAGGAAAUGGGCAAGGCAAUGGGCAAGGCAACGGGCAAGGCAACGGGCAAGGCAGCGGGCAAGGCAACGGGCAAGGCAACGGGCAAGGCAACGGGCAAGGCAACGGGCAAGGCAACGGGCAGGGUAAUGGGCAGGGUAAUGGGCAGGGUAAUGGGCAGGGUAAUGGGCAGGGUAAUGGGCAAGGUAACGGGCAAGGUAAUGGCCAAGGUAACGGGCAAGGUAACGGGCAGGGUAACGGGCAGGGACAGGAAGGCCCAGAACUUGAUCCUGCAGCGGCACCUACCCCUCCUGCGGCAGCUCGUCUUGCCCGUCUUGCUCGCCGUCGGAGAUUCAUCGCAUAA